GAAGCCCCUAUAUAUUUUCUAUGAAGGUAAAACAGAUUUUGGGCCUAAGUGAACACGAACAUUUCACUGUUUUUUCUCUGUUGUGAAUGUAAGAGAGAGAGGGGGGGGGACUGAGCUCAGGAGCUUACAAUCUAGGAAAGGGGAAGUAGUUCCAGGUUACAAGUUGUAGUUGAACAAUAGCUGGAGGGCCAGUGUUUAAAGCACUAGGGUAGAACAUUCCAGGGAAAUGCUUGGAGCUGUACAAAGAAACACUGAUCAUUAGGAAGAGGCCAGUGAAGGAGGAGUUAAUAUAUAUUAUAGUUCAGUAAGUGUCAGUCGCUGCCCUGAGCUGACAGUUUCACAGCGCCCCCCUCCUGUCACUCUCUUCUCAUUGCUGAUCGGUCAGAGAGACGAAAGGAAAAGUUUGGGCCGAUGUUGGGAGUCGCCUGUCAAUCAUUCCGGUAGCCUCCCCCAAGCAGAUCGGGUUCCCCCUGAGUGACAGCGUUACCAUGGCAAUUCAUUUGACUAAAACUGUUGUGUUAUCGUCGCAGUCCCCGGGUCAGAUAUCCGACCAAUCACAGCGCGCACAAUCACUUUUCAUGGCAGUUUAGAAUAAAGUGAUUAAAGGAGGCAGCGAGAGUUUCCCCGGCCGAUUCCCUGCGCAGUCCCCGCGGCGACCCCAACACUGAGGCUCAGAGACCGCAGCGGAGCAGCAAGAGCGCAGGGGUCGGACAAGCGCGGAGAAAGAAGGAGACGGUUGCCCCGGGGGCUGAUGGCUUGUGGGUCGGUGUGAGGGGCCAGUGGAUAAUUGUAGAGGCGGCGGGAGGGGUCGGGGAGGAUCAUGUCGAUGCUUCCGACCUUUGGCUUCACUCAGGAGCAAGUGGCGUGCGUGUGUGAGGUGCUGCAGCAGGGGGGCAACAUCGAGCGAUUGGGCCGAUUCCUGUGGUCGCUCCCGGCCUGUGAUCACCUCCAUAAGAACGAGAGUGUCCUCAAGGCCAAGGCCGUGGUCGCCUUCCACCGGGGCAACUUCAGGGAACUCUAUAAAAUCCUGGAGGGCCACCAGUUCUCUCCGCACAAUCACCCCAAGCUGCAGCAGUUGUGGCUCAAGGCUCAUUAUGUGGAGGCCGAGAAGCUCCGCGGGCGACCCCUGGGGGCGGUGGGCAAAUACCGGGUGCGCAGAAAGUUCCCUCUGCCCCGAUCCAUCUGGGACGGAGAAGAAACCAGUUACUGCUUCAAGGAGAAGAGCCGGAGUGUCCUGAGGGAAUGGUACGGCCACAACCCCUACCCCUCGCCCCGGGAGAAGAGGGAACUGUCCGAGGCCACCGGACUCACCACCACUCAGGUCAGUAACUGGUUCAAGAACCGACGCCAGCGCGACCGAGCGGCCGAAGCCAAAGAGAGGUACGAGGAAAAUAACGAAAACUCAAAUUCCAACAGCCACAACCCAUUGUCCACUUCAAUGAACGGAGGGAAAACAGUUCUUGGGAGCUCAGACGACGACAAAACUCCAUCGGGGACCCCAGACCACACUUCGUCCAGCCCGGCGUUACUCCUCGGUGGGAAUCCUGGUCUUCAGGCUCUUCAUGGGAUGAGCCACCCACAAGGACCUAGCGCCAUCCCAGUGUCUUCAGCAGACCCCAUGCACCACCACACACUGCAGGACUCAAUCCUCAACCCCAUGUCGUCCAACUUGGUAGACCUUGGCUCCUAAAACUGACCGUCAGGAACCUACCGGCCACCUACAAUUAAUACUGGCUAGCCUGGAUACUGAGCCAACCUCUCUGUGGAUGGAACUGCUUUUAGCACUGGGUGUCCCAGGCAGGUCUACAUGGGCAAUCAGAUUGAUGGAUCUAGCCAAUAUCCCAAAACCAUGCUUGAUAUCGCUUUAACAGCAACCUGCUACAAAAUCGCUUCUCCAGGAAAUCGACCGGUUUAAGUCGCUGGUGAUGUUGGCACCAGGCAGGAUGGAGUUAAACUGAGGAUAAGGGGCUUCUGUGUUGCACCUAAAGCUAAAGAGAUAAGUCGCUCAAAUGCACCAAGUGAAUUCUGCAUUUCCAGAGCCACAUUAUAGCCAGCAGGAUAUUUAAGCAGCCAAUGUUAUUUAUCAAUGGACAAGCCCAAUCAAAUAGCACUUUGCACCCCUCCCUUGAGCACCAGAGUUGAAGGAUCCCAAUAUUGUUAUACAGUUUAUCCCAAAUUGCAUUCAGCAGGUCAGCUGCCCUUUUUCCUUUUUCCUUUUUAUUAUGUGAAUAAACUUAAUGGAAAUCUCCCUGCUUCUAUUUUCUAAUAAAAACAGGAAUCAUACAGUCA
Xenopus laevis (African clawed frog) is the source of this 2289-nucleotide messenger RNA. RefSeq names its product SIX homeobox 2 L homeolog (gene six2.L). Bases 821 to 1690 code for a protein of 289 amino acids. Gene Ontology annotation, biological process: regulation of transcription by RNA polymerase II; regulation of DNA-templated transcription; animal organ development. Gene Ontology annotation, molecular function: DNA-binding transcription factor activity, RNA polymerase II-specific; DNA binding; RNA polymerase II cis-regulatory region sequence-specific DNA binding. Gene Ontology annotation, cellular component: transcription regulator complex; nucleus. The transcript has 2 exons. The record is from RefSeq and is a predicted model, not a curated record. Lineage: Eukaryota; Metazoa; Chordata; Amphibia; Anura; Pipidae.